CUAAGUAUUAAUGCUGCAGGGCUCGUCUCUUCACUCCCGCUCUGUCCCACCACAGCCUGUCUGCUCCUUGCUCACGGGGCUUGUCUGCACAGUUCUUCCCGUGGCAGGCACUGCGAGACCUUGCCAGGCCCUGCUCUCUCUUUCAGACGAGUGUGGACGUGCGCCAUGGAAACACCUCUGGAAAAGGCCUUGGCAACCCUAGUCUGCAUCUUCCACAAGUACUCAGGGAAGGAAGGUGACAAGAUGACCCUGAGCAAGGGGGAACUGAAGGAGCUAGUGAAGAAUGAGCUGGGCCUGGGGGAGAGGAUGAAGGAGGGCGGCAUUGAGCAGCUCAUGAAAAGCCUAGACCGGAACAGCGACCAGGAAAUCGACUUCAAGGAAUACUCGGUUUUCCUGUCCACCUUGUGUAUGGCCUACAACGACUUUUUCCGGGGACACGGCAAGUAGCUGGAGGGCAGUGGGGGCUGAGACCGGGCCCCAGAGCCCCUGGCUCUGGACACUGUCUGGCUGCUUUCAAUAAAAAGCGUUUUGUUCACAGUUCUCCCAGUGUUAUGUGUUUCCUGCUGUCCAGCUGUCCUUCUAUCCACCCUGCUGUGCCAUCUGUCCAGGCUAGAAUAUCUCG
Molecule: messenger RNA, 622 nt
Organism: Gopherus evgoodei (Goodes thornscrub tortoise)
Lineage: Eukaryota; Metazoa; Chordata; Testudines; Testudinidae
Product: protein S100-A5-like
Exons: 2
Coding region: 166-447 (93 amino acids)
Cellular component (GO): cytoplasm; nucleus
Molecular function (GO): calcium ion binding
Source: RefSeq, a predicted model, not a curated record